Colias croceus (clouded yellow) is the source of this 1224-nucleotide messenger RNA. RefSeq lists its product as uncharacterized. The annotation marks the transcript as partial. Gene Ontology annotation, biological process: proteolysis. The record is from RefSeq and is a predicted model, not a curated record. The transcript has 10 exons. Lineage: Eukaryota; Metazoa; Arthropoda; Insecta; Lepidoptera; Pieridae. Gene Ontology annotation, molecular function: serine-type endopeptidase activity.
AUGGUUAAUGUUCUUAAUGCGCAAAACACCACAAAUGAUUUACUAUCUCUCAAAACUAGACGCAUAUUGAGAGGGAGUGAAGUCGGAGAUACUAGACCUUAUAUGGUGUACUUACGUCCUGCGACUACAGAAACUAAACUAGACCCAAACUGGCUGUGUGGCGGUGUGAUCAUCGACGCUCAAUACAUUCUGACGUCAGCAGCCUGUAUAGAGGAUGUUAAACAUUUCUAUGUUGUGUCUGGUACUCAUAGAUGGUUUCCCGUUGGAUCAAAUGAUGAAUGCAUUAUACAUGGUGCUAAGAAAGCGGUAUGGAAAUGUGUUCCGCAGAAUUACGUAUUCGAUGGAGCUGACUUCGACAACAUACGUUGGAUGAUCAACGACAUAGCGGUGGUACGAGUAGAGGAUAACUUUAACUUCGAGAGACGGAUUAGAGGCUGCGACUUCGUGCCAAAAAAGAUAGCGUAUAAUAAUCAAAGUGAGGAAUUGGAGAAGCCGGGCAUUACUGCGUCCGUCGCUGGGUGGGGCACUACGGAUAGUUUUGGGGAUGUAUAUGGCCUAACAACAGAAAAUUCACCAGACCUCCUUGAAACGGAGGUAAAGCUGAUAUCGAAGAAAAGCUGCAAGGCUCGUUGGCCGGAGCGGUACCAUCACAUCAUUGACGGGAACAUGGUGUGCGCGAAGGAUGGUUCUGAUGAAAAUAUGAACGAUCUUUGUAAGGAACAAGGGAUAAGUUGUAAAGAGCUGGUGUUAUCAGAUGAGGAGGAUGGGCGGAGGCACAUCGUCCCACAUGAUACCGACAUACAUUCUAACAACCAUGGCAAUGCUACGAGACGGUCUAAAGUUGUUUCGGGAGGUUUUUGUGAGAACGACCACGGCGGGCCGCUCGUAGUGGGCUACGGCACUGGCUCCGUAGUGGUGGGCGUGAUAUCCGCGUGUCAGACGGCUAACGUCACGCGACAGUGCUACGGGCCCUACUUGUAUACGAGCGUGUGGAAGAAUCGCCACUUGAUUGGAUGCGCUGUUAAUAAGGAUAUGGCUGCAUCAUGUAAAAGAUUGUUGAGGACAUCACAAACGCGCAUGAGUGAGACAAUUUUUAGCUGGGCGAGUCAUCCUGAAGGUGCUGCUAAGAGUGAAUCUAAAUCAAACUUGCUUCGUAUUGGAAAUACAAAGAAAACAAAACAGAUCGCAACUUCAGCUACUAAGGGGAAAAUUAUUUUAAAACAA